Messenger RNA from Poecile atricapillus (Black-capped chickadee), 1313 nucleotides. It is a transcript of the gene HS3ST6, whose product is annotated as heparan sulfate-glucosamine 3-sulfotransferase 6. Bases 40 to 1047 code for a protein of 335 amino acids. Gene Ontology annotation, molecular function: [heparan sulfate]-glucosamine 3-sulfotransferase activity. NCBI's taxonomy places the organism in Eukaryota, Metazoa, Chordata, Aves, Passeriformes, Paridae. The record is from RefSeq and is a predicted model, not a curated record. The transcript has 2 exons.
GGCGCGGCGGCGGCGGCGGUGCGGGAUGCGCGGCCCCCGAUGGGAUGUAGCGGGCGGCUGCUGGGACCCGCCGGGGGCCGCCGCGCCUCGCUGCUCCUCACCAUGAUCCUCUUCUUCACCUACUUCUUCUCCUGCCUGCCCGGGCCCUGCGAGCCGCUGCCGCCCGCGCUGCUGCUGCCGCCGCCCGCAGCGCUGCCCGCGGGGCCGGGGGAAGCGGCGGGGGGCUCGGGGGGCUCGGGGGGCUCGGGGGGCUCGGGGGGCUCGGGGGGAGGCAGCCGCCGCUUCCCCCAGGCCAUCAUCGUGGGCGUGAAGAAGGGCGGGACGCGGGCGCUGCUCGAGUUCCUGCGGGCGCACCCCGGGGUGCGGGCGGUGGGCGCCGAACCCCAUUUCUUCGACAGGUGCUACGAGAAGGGGCUGCGCUGGUACAGGAGCCUGAUGCCACGGACCCUGGAGGGACAGAUCACCAUGGAGAAGACCCCCAGCUACUUUGUCACCAAGGAGGCCCCGCGGCGCAUCUACAACAUGUCCCGGGACACGAAGCUGAUCGUGGUGGUGCGCAACCCCGUCACCCGCGCCAUCUCGGACUACACGCAGACCCUCUCCAAAAACCCCUCCAUCCCCAGCUUCCAGGCUCUGGCCUUCAAAAACCUCAGCACGGGACUGAUCGACACGAGCUGGAGCGCGGUGAGGAUCGGGAUCUACGCCAAGCACCUGGAUAAUUGGCUGCAGUACUUCCCGCUCUCCAAAUUCCUCUUUGUCAGCGGGGAGAGGCUGGUCAGCGACCCUGCCGGGGAGAUGGGCCGUGUCCAGGACUUCCUGGGGCUCCAGAGGGUGGUGACGGACAAACAUUUCUAUUUUAAUGAGACCAAGGGCUUUCCCUGCCUGAAGAAGCCGGAGGGGGGGAGCAAACCCCGCUGCCUGGGGAAAUCCAAGGGGCGGCCGCACCCCAAAAUCGACGGGCAGGUGGUGCAGCGCCUGCGGGAGUUCUACAGACCCUUCAACAUGAAGUUUUAUCAGAUGACAGGGCAGGAUUUUGGGUGGGACUGAGCCCAUCACCAGGGCACGCUGCCGGGCUGGCACCUGGGCUGCCAGGACUGCGGCCCAGGGAUGUCAUCGUGGUCAUCGUGGUCAAGGGAUCCCUGUGGUCAUCAUGGUCAAGGGAUCCCUGUGGUCAUCGUGGUCAAGAGAUGUCUGUGGUCACUGUGGUCAAGGGAUCCCUGUGGUCAUCAUGGUCCAGGGAUCCCUGUGGUCAUCAUGGUCAAGGGAUGUCCAUGGUCAUCGUGGUCAAGGGAUCCCUGUGGUCAUCGUGGUCA